Molecule: messenger RNA, 3105 nt
Organism: Knipowitschia caucasica
Lineage: Eukaryota; Metazoa; Chordata; Actinopteri; Gobiiformes; Gobiidae
Source: the annotation of a GenBank genome assembly
AUGGUCAUAAACUACACUCACAACAGGGACGCUCAGGUCACACCAGGGACGCUCAGGUCACACCAGGGACACUCAGGUCACACCAGGGACACUCAGGUCACACCAGGGACGCUCAGGUCACACCAGGGACACUCAGGUCACACCAGGGACACUCAGGUCACACCAGGGACACUCAGGUCACACCAGGGACACUCAGGUCACACCAGGGACGCUCAGGUCACACCAGGGACACUCAGGUCACACCAGGGACACUCAGGUCACACCAGGGACACUCAGGUCACACCAGGGACGCUCAGGUCACACCAGGGACGCUCAGGUCACACCAGGGACGCUCAGGUCACACCAGGGACACUCAGGUCACACCAGGGACACUCAGGUCACACCAGGGACACUCAGGUCACACCAGGGACACUCAGGUCACACCAGGGACACUCAGAGGGAGGGGGGGGGAGUGGUUUGGUGGGGAGGGAGGGGGGGGGGAGUGGGGGGGGGGGGGGGGGGGGGGGGGGGGGGGGGGGGGGGGGGGGGGGGGGGGGGGGGGGGUGGGGGGGGGGGGGGGGGGGGGGGGGGGGGGGGUGGGGGGGGGGGGGGGGGGGGGUGGUUGGUGGGGGGGGGGGGGGGGGGGGGUGGGGGGGGGGGGGGGGGGGGGGGGGGGGGGGGGGGGGGGGGGGGGGGGGGGGGGGGGGGGGGGGGGGGGGGGGGGGGGGGGGGGGGGGGGGGGGGGGGGGGGGGGGGGGGGGGGGGGGUGGGGGGGGGGGGGGGGGGGGGGGGGGGGGGGGGAGGGGGGGGGGGGGGGAGAGGGGGGGGGGGGGGAGUGGUUUGGUGGGGAGGGGGGGGGGGGGGGGUGGGGAGAGGGAGGGGGGGGGGGGGGGUUUGGUGGGGGGGAGGGAGGGGGGGGGGGUUUGGUGGGAGGGAGGGGAGGGGGGGGGUGGUUUGGUGGAGAGGGAGGGGGGGGGGGGGUGGGGGGGGGGGGGGGGGGGGGGGGGGGUUUGGGGGGGGGGGGGGGGGGGGGGGUGGUUGGUGGGGGGGAGGGGGGGGGGGGGUGGUUUGGUGGAGGGGGGGGGGGGGGGGGUGGUUGGUGGGGGGGGAGGGGGGGGUGGGUGGAGGGGGGGGGGGGGGGGGGGGGGGGGGGGGGGGGGGGGGGGGGGGGGGGGGGGGGGUGGAGGGGGGGGGGGGGGGGGUGGGGGGGGGUGGGAGGGGGGGGGGAGUGUUUGGUGGAGGGGGGGGGGGGGGGGGGGGGGGUGGGGGGGGGGGGGGGGGGGGGGGUGGGUUUGGUGGGGGGGGAGGGGAGGGGGGGGGUUGGGGGAGGGGGGGGGGGGGUGGUUUGGUGGAGGGGAGGGGGGGGGGGUGGUUUGGGGAGAGGGGGGGGGGGGGGGGGGGGGGGGGGGGGGGGGAGGGGGGGGGGGGGGGGUGGGGGGGGGGGGGGGAGUGGUUUGGUGGAGAGGGGGGGGGGGGGGGGGGUGGUUUGGGGGGGAGGGGGGGGGGGGGGGAGGGGGGUUUGGGGGGGGGGGGGGGAGGGGGGGGGGGGUGGGGGGGGGGGGGGGGGGGGGGGGGGGGGGAGGGGGGGGGGGGGGGGGUUUGGGGGGGAGGGGGGGGGGGGGGUGGUUUGGUGGAGAGGGGGGGGAGGGGGGGGUGGUUUGGUGGAGGGGAGGGGAGGGGGGAGGGGUUUGGGGGGAGGGGGAGGGGGGGGGGAGUGGUUUGGUGGAGGGGGGGGGGGGGGGUGGUUUGGUGGAGAGGGGGGGGAGGGGGGGGGGGGGUGGGGAGGGAGGGGGGGGGGGGGGGGUUUGGUGGAGAGGGAGGGGGGGGGGGGGGUGGUUUGGUGGAGGGGGGGGGGGGGGGGUUUGGUGGAGAGGGGGGGGAGGGGGGAGUGGUUUGGUGGAGAGGGAGGGGAGGGGGGGGUGGUUUGGUGGAGAGGGAGGGGGGGGUGGGGGUGGUUUGGUGGAGAGGGAGGGGAGGGGGGGUGGUUUGGUGGAGGGGGGGGGAGGGGGGAGUGGUUUGGUGGGGGAGGGGAGGGGGGGGGGGGGGGGGGGGGGGUGGAGAGGGGGGGGGGGGAGGGGGGUGGAGGGGGGGGGGGGAGUGGUUUGGUGGAGAGGGAGGGGGGGGGGGAGUAGUUUGGUGGAGAGGGAGGGGGGGGGGGGGUGGGGGGUGGGAGGGGGGGAGGGGGAGUGGUUUGGUGGGGAGGGAGGGGAGGGGGGAGUGGUUUGGUGGAGAGUGAGGGGAGGGAGGGGGGGUGGGUUUGGUGGAGAGGGAGGGGGGGGGGAGUGGUUUGGUGGAGAGGGAGGGGAGGGGGGAGUGGUUUGGUGGAGAGGGAGGGGGGAGGGGGGGUGGUUUGGUGGAGAGGGAGGGGGGGGGGAGUGGUUUGGUGGAGAGGGGGGGGGGGGGGGGUGGUUUGGUGGGGAGGGAGGGGGGGGGGGAGUGGUUUGGUGGAGAGGGAGGGGGGGGGGAGUGGUUUGGUGGAGAGGGAGGGGGGGGGGGGGUUUGGUGGAGAGGGAGGGGGGGGGGGGUUGGUUUGGUGGAGAGGGAGGGGAGGGGGGGUGGUUUGGUGGAGAGGAGGGAGGGGAGGGGGGAGUGGUUUGGUGGAGAGGGAGGGGAGGGGGGGUGGUUUGGUGGAGAGGGAGGGGAGGGGGGGAGUGGUUUGGUGGAGAGGGAGGGGGGGGGGAGUGGUUUGGUGGAGAGGGAGGGGGGGGGAGUGGUUGGUGGAGAGGGGGAGGGGGGAGUGGUUUGGUGGAGAGGGAGGGGAGGGGGGAGUGGUUUGGUGGAGAGGGAGGGGGAGUGGUUUGGUGGGAGAGGGAGGGGGGAGUGGUUUGGUGGAGAGGGAGGGGAGGGGGAGUGGUUUGGUGGAGAGGGAGGGGGGAGUGGUUUGGUGGAGAGGGAGGGGGGAGUGGUUUGGUGGAGAGGGAGGGGAGGGGGGAGUGGUUUGGUGGAGAGGGAGGGGGGAGUGGUUUGGUGGAGAGGGAGGGGGGGAGUGGUUUGGUGGAGAGGGAGGGGGGGAGUGGUUUGGUGGAGAGGGAGGGGAGGGGGGAGUGGGGUUUUGGUGGAGAGGGAGGGAGGGGGGAGUGGUUUGGUGGAGAGGGAGGGGGGAGUGGUUUGGUGGAAGGGAUGUGA